Aspergillus versicolor CBS 583.65 is the source of this 1253-nucleotide messenger RNA. RefSeq names its product endo-1,4-beta-xylanase. Lineage: Eukaryota; Fungi; Ascomycota; Eurotiomycetes; Eurotiales; Aspergillaceae. The transcript has a single exon. Bases 9 to 1100 code for a protein of 363 amino acids. Gene Ontology annotation, biological process: carbohydrate metabolic process. Gene Ontology annotation, molecular function: hydrolase activity, hydrolyzing O-glycosyl compounds. The record is from RefSeq and is a predicted model, not a curated record.
GACAAACCAUGAAAUCCUUCAACGCCAUCUCCCUUUUCACGGCGUUCCUCGCUGCCUCCGAUGGAAUCAACGCCAUCACCGACACCAACACCAGGCCGCUGAGAGAGGAAGCAGCAAACAAAGGCAUUCUCAUUGGGUCUGGGGCUAUCAAUCCGUCGUAUCUCAAUGAUACUCAGUUUGCGACUGUCCUUUCCGAGCAGUUCGAGAGCCUCUCCCCCGAAAAUGAGAUGAAGUGGGCGUACAUCCACCCGACCAAGGGCCACUACAACUGGGAGACAAUCGACCUCCUGGUCCAGUUCGCCGAAGCCCACGAUAUGGUGGUCAAGGGCCACGGACUUAUCUCCAGCUGCUGCAACCCGGAAUACCUGGUCAAUAUCACCGACCCUGCGGCAUUCCGUGCCGAAAUGACGGCGCACUUCAAGGCAGUUAUGCAGCGGUACCACGACAAGGUAGAUCGGUGGGAUGUUGUUACCGAAGCCCUCGAGACCCAGGGCGGCGGACUGCAAGCCAACGACUUCUACAAGGUGCUCGGUCCUAGCUACAUUGGUGACGCCUUCUGGAUCGCCCGUGCAGCUGCCCCGGACGCAAAGCUCUUCAUCAACGAGGCUAUGGUCGAGGCACUCGCUGGAAAGCGGCAGGAGCUCUACAAUCUGGUUUCGAAGCUCGUGGCGGACGGCGUCCCCAUUGACGGAGUUGCCCUGCAGAUGCACGUCACGGAAGGACUACCUGUCCAGCCGGGGGUAAUCAAGGAGAUGGUCGACUCCUACAAGGAGCUCGGGUUGGAAGUAUCGAUCGCUGAAAUGGAUGUCCAUACGCUCAACAGCACGUUCCAAGCUGAUACCUACAGUACUGUCCUCACUGAGGCUCUGGACGCAGGAAUCACCGAUAUAAGCUUUUGGGGAUUUACUGAUAAGCACGCGUACACUUGGGUGGAGGGUGCGAAGCCGUUGAUGUUCGACGAGUACUACAACCCUAAGGGUGCCUUUUACGCUACGCAUACUGCGUUGGCAAGCUUCGAUAAUCAGACGCACGAAGGUCAUCCGGCACCUCACAAUCAACGAGGUGCAAAGGGGCUGUCCAGGUCUCUGAAGGGGCAGUAGAUGGCGAGCUACUUUAUCAGGGCGUCUGCGGAAAGUUCAACACUGCCGAAUGUCGACAUUUCUAUUCAAGAGCUUUUAACAAGCUGUGGGAGACUUGAUCCCCGAUCAUUCUGUAUUCUAUUGUAUUCAAUAUUAAUCAAUAACCUACGGGCU